AUGGACAGAAUAUCGUCCGCGCUCCUCGCGGCUUUCAGCUCGGAGUUCACCAGCCGGGGAUUGAACGGCUUCCCCGGCGCCCGCCCGCCCGCUCCACGCCCUCCGCAACCGCCGCCGUCAGCAUCAUGCCCACCGCCCGCCGGACGAUGCGCACCCAAGGCCGCGAACCCGCGCCACGACGCGACGAACGGCGACGCGCACCAGCGCGACAGAGACGGCGCGUCCGACGUCAAAUCGCGCGUCGUCGUCGUCGACGCCGCCCUCGCCGUCGUCGUCGUCGCGAGCGCGCGCCUCGCGGCGGCGUCGUCGCGCGCGACGGUCGCGAGCGCCUCGACGCCAUCGCCGCGGAGGUACCGAAGAAACGCCCGCGACGUCGUCGAGGCCGAACCCGCCGCCGCGGCGUGUCGACGCAUCGCGCGCGCGCGUGCGUCUGACGACGCGCGCGAUUCGUUCGAUGCUGUGUGCAUCGUCCAGAGUGCGAGGCCGUGUAUUCUUUUGGCUCUCCUUCUUCGCGAGGACGGGCGUCAGUUUUUACUCGUCUACUCUUCCGACGCCGCCGUCGCUAUCUAUCGCGGCUACUAG
Molecule: messenger RNA, 582 nt
Organism: Micromonas pusilla CCMP1545
Lineage: Eukaryota; Viridiplantae; Chlorophyta; Mamiellophyceae; Mamiellales; Mamiellaceae
Exons: 1
Coding region: 1-582 (193 amino acids)
Source: RefSeq, a predicted model, not a curated record